ACUCUUCCAACUUGUUUUUUUCAGUCUAUGUAGUCAUAUAUUCCAUUCUGUUCUGUUGCUCUGUUUGCAUGUCUCUAACAUCUCUCUCUCUGUCUCUCUCUCUAUAUAUAUAUAUAUUAAUUCAAUGAUAACAGACAAUCAACUUUCCCCAAUCACUCUCUCUCCUUCUGCCUAUAGGACACAUAUUCUUUCCACAUAUAAAUAAAUAGUUCUGAAUUUCAAAAAGCACAAAAAAACAGUCUUGAAACCUUGAAAACCCAAAAAGAAUCUCUGUCAACUCUGCUUUUGCUUCAGUUUUAAUCUCUCUCGAUUCGGCAAUUGUUUCUACUGUGAAAAUGAUUGUCGAUCAAAGUUUUGAUGAACCUAAUGAUCGGUUUCCGAUGGGGAUGCGAGUACUGGCGGUCGACGAUGACCCCAUUUGCCUCAGGGUUUUGGAGACUCUGCUUCGUAAAUGCCAGUACCAUGUUACGACAACCAGUCAGGCGAUCACAGCACUGAAGGUGUUGCGAGAAAACAAAAACAAGUUUGAUUUGGUUAUCAGCGAUGUCCAUAUGCCCGACAUGGACGGUUUCAAGCUGCUCGAGCUUGUGGGGCUUGAAAUGGACCUACCUGUCAUAAUGUUAUCUGCAAAUGGCGAUACCAAGCUUGUCAUGAAGGGCAUCACCCAUGGAGCUUGUGAUUAUUUGUUGAAACCUAUCCGAAUUGAGGAGCUAAAGAACAUCUGGCAACAUGUAGUUAGGAGAAAGAAAAAUGAUCCCAAGGAUCAGAACAAUUUUGACAAACCUCAUCAUGAAAGUGAAGGAGGACAAGCGAUCACAGUGACAGGGGAUUCUGAUCAGAAUAGUAAGCUCAACAGAAAACGAAAAGAGCAGAAUGAAGACGAGGGUGAUCGUGCUGACGAUGGACAAAAUAACGAGGAUCCAUCAAUGCAGAAAAAACCUCGGGUAGUUUGGACAGUGGACUUGCACCGCAAAUUUGUUGCAGCUGUUAAUCAAUUGGGCAUUGACGAGGCCGUACCUAAAAGGAUUCUAGACAUGAUGAAUGUGGAGAAGUUGACUAGAGAAAAUGUGGCAAGCCAUCUACAGAAAUACCGGCUUUAUCUAAAAAGGAUUAGCUGUGUAGCAAGUCAACAAGCUAAUAUAGUUGCAGCUUUAGGCGGCGCAGAUUCUGCCUAUUUGCAAAUGAGUUCUCUGAACGGAUUUGGAAAUUAUCACAGCAUGGUUGGUUCUGCAAAGUUUCAGAAUCCUACUGUUGGGUCGUUCUCGUCUAGUGGAAUGUUGGAUAGAUUGAACACUCCAGCUGUUCUAGGUUCAUGUGGCCUAUCUUUGACAGGAAUGAUUCAGAGUAAGUUCCAGCCAGUUAUACUAUCUGGAAAUCAAAAUGGCAAUACAUUUCAAGGAAUGCCAACAUCACUGGAAUUUGAUCAACUACAACAUAACAACGGUGUCGAGCACUUUGGUGAUCUAUCCACUGGUACUAAUGACUCAAUGGUUUUCCCCAUUUCCGGUGACUUCUUAGAUACAAACAUAAAUGGUAGUUCCUCAAGAAACUCUCUUCAUGGUGUCCCUUACAACCCUGUGACUUUACAAGGGCACCCUCAACCUCAAGAAAUUGAAAGGAGGGGAGUAUGUGGAAAUCAAUCUCGUGUCAGUGUGGAAGAAUUUCCUUCACAUUUGCCAGAUUUUGCUAGAUGUACUGACACUUGGCCUGCUAUUCAGUCUUCUGAGAUCCAAUCAAAUUCUUUUACAUCUAGCGACUUUAGAAUCAAUAUGUCUUCAAUAGCCAUGGAUGGUUGGAGUAAUUCUCAUGAUAUUUCUUCCGUUAAUUCAACAAAUGCACAAUUUCCGGAGUUGAGAACAGAUUUAAAAUGCCUAGCAACCCCGGGACUUGGAAGUAAUGGUGAGCAAAGAAUGAAUUAUGGCAUGAAAUCAGGGUGGGAUCACAAUAAGCUGGAUGCAUCUCACAACCCUAAUCUUAUGCAUAGCCCGAUGAACUCUCUGAUCCCUCAUGGUGUUAUGAAUUCAUCCAGCCAGAGGUCGGAUCCCAUGAACGCGGUGGGCAAUAGAAAUAACGAUUUCAGAAUGAUUGGACAACCAAACCUUGUUGAUCAUCACUUGUCAAUGCAGCGUAAUGGGGUUGAACAAUCAGCCAUGGAGGCAACAGUAAACAUAAAGCAAGGAUACUCUUAUAAUAACGAUGACUCCUUGGAAGAUCUAGUGAGUGCAAUGAUGAAACAGGAAAAUAUAAGAGAUGGAGACUUUGGAUGUGAAACACACUCACUUGGGACUUGCAUAUGAAGAUAUAUAUAAAUAUAGAUGUUAGCUACUAACACCAAGCAAAAUAGUGUUUGAUGAGAGUUUAUGCUAUCAAGUAAUUUGUAGUUAAUUUGUUCUUGAUAUGUAAUCAGCAGAUUUGCAGGACUGGAUUUCAUAUUUGAAUGAGCCCCUCUAUCUUUCUUACUGA
Messenger RNA from Camellia sinensis, 2463 nucleotides. The record is from RefSeq and is a predicted model, not a curated record. Lineage: Eukaryota; Viridiplantae; Streptophyta; Magnoliopsida; Ericales; Theaceae.